Molecule: messenger RNA, 1929 nt
Organism: Arachis duranensis
Lineage: Eukaryota; Viridiplantae; Streptophyta; Magnoliopsida; Fabales; Fabaceae
Exons: 4
Coding region: 1-1929 (642 amino acids)
Biological process (GO): DNA transposition
Molecular function (GO): DNA binding; transposase activity; zinc ion binding
Source: RefSeq, a predicted model, not a curated record
AUGGGGAGUAAUGCUGCUGACCAACACUGGCUGAGCAACAAAAUUGAAAAAAGGCUAGCUAUCCAUCUUCAGAUGACUAGGAAGGAGGCUAGUGAUUUUCUGAAAGAUGAGUAUGGGAUACAUCCUCAUGAUAAGAUGGUUUACAGGGCAUUAAAGGAGGCAAGAGACAGAAUUGUCGGAAGCGAGAGUGAGCAAUAUGGAAAGCUGAGGGAUUAUCAAUUCGAACUCUUACGCAGCAACCCUGGAUCUACUGCACUCUUAGAAGUGAUACCAAUUCCACAAUCCCCACCAGUAUUUGAUAAGAUAUAUAUAUGCCUGGAUGCAUGCAAAAAAGGCUUCAAGAGUGGGUGUAGACCUCUAAUAUAUUUGGAUGGAUGCUUUCUUAAAGGGUACUUUGGUGGACAGUUACUUUCAGCGAUUGCCCAAGAUUCCAAUAAUCAUUUCUAUACCAUUGCUUAUGCUGUUGUCGGAUCAGAAACAAAGGAGUCAUGGAAAUGGUUUUUAACUCUCUUACAAGAAGAUCUUGGGAAUGCAAGUGUGCACGGAUGGAACUUUAUGUCAGAUCAACAAAAGGGUCUUCUUGAAGCAAUGAAAGAGGUGAUGCCCGAGGCACUACAUCGUAAUUGUGUGAUGCAUAUAUGGAAAAACUUCAUCAACCGAUUUAAGGAUCUGCAAGUCAGAGAUGUGGUUUGGGAGUGUGCAAGUUGUUCAACCCCUCCUGAGUUUGUUGAGACUAUGGAAAAGCUUAAGAAGAUUAAUGAAGAGGCAUGGGAGUAUCUUACAAGAUUUGAUCCUCGGGUGUGGGUGAAGGCUUACCUUAACCAUGGCCCCAAGGUUGAUUCUUUGACAAAUAAUAUGUGUGAAUCCUGGAAUGCCAAAAUAGGAAAGUACAGAAUGAAACCCAUUCUUACAAUGUGUGAAGAGUUGCGCUGUUAUGUCAUGAGGAGAAUGACGAAGCAUAUCACUCUACUAUCAGCAUAUCCUGGAAAGCUUGCUCCCGUACAGCAGAAAAGACUUGGCCGAUUGAUUAGGCCCAGCAACAGAUGGAAUGCAGAAUGGACAGGUGACAACGAGAGGAAGCGGUUUGAAGUGAGUCGAAAAACAUCAAGAGUUGAUGUUGAUUUGAUGAAGCAUACUUGUUCAUGCAAUAUGUGGCAACUAACAGGAAUGCCUUGUGUUCAUGCGAUUGCUGCUAUUAGGAAGAAGCAUGACAAGCCAGAAGAUUAUGUGCACAAAUGGCUUUGCAUGGAGUCCAUCCAUCUGACUUAUGCACACUCAAUCCAACCAGUUCCCAGUGAAGAAUAUUGGCAUAGAACAGGUUAUAUCAAGCCAAAUCCUCCACCCAUCAAGAGGCCGAUUGGUAGGCCAAAGGCGCAUAAAAGAAAGAAGGAUCCAAUAGAGGAUUUGAUCCAAGGGGACAAGGUAAGAAAAACGUUUCGCAUAACAUGUAGCAAGUGCGGCGAGAAGGGUCACAACUACAAGACGUGCAAGGGAGCACCAUCUAAUCCUAACUGGAAGCCUAAAACCAGGAAACCAAAGCACCAGAACUCAAGUAGUCAGGCACUAGUGGAACUUCCAUUAUCCCAAUCUGCUCCAGAGCCUGAGGCUGGCCAGAAUACACAACAGGCAGCUCCAGCUGAACAAGCCCAGGACACUUCUUCACAUGCAGCACCAUUCAGCCAAGCACCAAUCAAGACAACAAAAUAUACUCAUUCCAAAAUACCAGCUAAAUUUAGGCCAAAGCAACCAAUCAAAAGGCCACCUGCACCAACUACAACUCAGACUCAAGUUGCUCCACCAACUUCAACAAGUGUGACAACAACAUCUAGUGGAGGAGUAUCAAAGGAGACACUGGCAGCAACAACUUCUGCCACAACAGGACUAUUCAAGUUUAUACCAAAUCCAGGCUUCAAGAACCAGACAAAGUGA